Grammomys surdaster is the source of this 1029-nucleotide messenger RNA. Its product is annotated as cell surface glycoprotein CD200 receptor 5-like. NCBI's taxonomy places the organism in Eukaryota, Metazoa, Chordata, Mammalia, Rodentia, Muridae. Gene Ontology annotation, biological process: regulation of neuroinflammatory response. The coding region runs from base 1 to 813 and encodes 270 amino acids. Gene Ontology annotation, molecular function: signaling receptor activity. The transcript has 6 exons. The record is from RefSeq and is a predicted model, not a curated record. Gene Ontology annotation, cellular component: external side of plasma membrane.
AUGCAUGCUUUUUGGAGGACUUCUGCUUUGACCUUGCUGAUCUUUACUAAUGUGUUGAUGUCUGAGUCAAGUUGUACUGAUUUGAAUCAACCAACACAGAACAGUUCAUCACCUAUGACACAAGUUACCACUACAGUGUCUGUACAGAUUGGUACAAAGGCUCUGCUCUGCUGCCCUUUUAUUCCACUGACAAAAGCAGUAUUAAUAACAUGGAUGACAACCCCCAGAGGACAGUCUUCCUGCAUGAUUGUUUACAAAGUAGACACAAGGGAGACCAACGAAACCACCUGUAGGAACAGGAGCAUCACCUGGGCCUCCACACCUGACCACAGUCCUGACCUUCAGAUCAGUGCAGUGGCCCUCCAGCAUGAGGGACAUUACUCAUGUGAGACAGUAGCCCCUGAAGGGAAUUUCCUAACAGUCUAUGACCUCCAAGUGCUGGUGGCCCCUGAAGUAACCCUCUUUCCAGGGAGAAAUAGAACUGCAGUUUGUGAGGCAAUUGGAGGCAAGCCUGCUGCACAGAUCUCUUGGACUCCAGAUGGGGAUUGUGUCACUAAGAAUGAAUCACAUAGCAACGGCACCUUGACUGUCAGGAGUACAUGCUACUGGGAGCAAAAGGACAUGUCCACUGUGUCCUGCUUUGUCUCUCAUUCAACUGGAAACCACACUCUGUUUAUAGAACUGUAUCAAGAUACCACCAGCACCGCACCUUCCUUACUGACCAUUCUCUACGUGAAAAUGGUCCUUUUGGGGAUUCUUCUUCUCAUUGUAGGAUUUGCUUUCUUCCAGAAGAGAAAUUAUACCAGAACAUGAAUAUCCAUAUUUCUGGAAGUCCAUUAUUCUGAGGACACAAUACAAGAAAACAGCCAUUUGAAAUGAACUUUGUCUUUGAAAUCCAGAUUACCUGUCCCUGCUGUCUUCAUGUUUGUAAGAAUUCAUUCUACAGUUGGCAAUUGUACAGUAUGACCAUAUAGGCAAAAGCUUAGUGCUUACCAUCAGAUAAGCUGUGAGCGACCCAUCUACUUUUUC